Pterocles gutturalis (yellow-throated sandgrouse) is the source of this 564-nucleotide messenger RNA. RefSeq names its product plasmolipin (gene PLLP). The annotation marks the transcript as partial. The record is from RefSeq and is a predicted model, not a curated record. NCBI's taxonomy places the organism in Eukaryota, Metazoa, Chordata, Aves, Pterocliformes, Pteroclidae. The transcript has 3 exons. Gene Ontology annotation, biological process: myelination. Gene Ontology annotation, molecular function: structural constituent of myelin sheath. Gene Ontology annotation, cellular component: membrane.
GAACUAUCCCCUGAACCACCCCCGUGUCACCCCGCAGGUGCUCGGCUUACUGGUGUGGGCUCUCAUCGCGGACACAACGUACCACCUCCACGCGGCGUACGGCUGGGUGAUGUUCGUGUCCAUCUUCCUCUGGAUACUAACAGUCCUUUUCUUCGUCACUUACCUCCUGCAGCUUCAGCUGAAGUUCUACAUGAUCCCCUGGCCCCUCGUGCUGAUGAUCUUCAAUGCUGUGGCAACCAUCCUGUACGUCACCGCCUUUGUGACGUGUGCGGCCGCUGUCCAGCCCACGUCCUGGCGGCAGUGGGACUACAACCGGAGAGCCGCGGCAUCCUUCUUCGCCUGCAUCACGAUGAUCACCUACGGGGCAAGCACCUUCUUCAGCUUCCGCGCCUGGAAAGGGCUGGGCAGCAACGCGGCCACCAGCCAAGUGACUGACCGCGCGUAAGGAGUGGAGAGCAAAGCCCAGACGUGGGUCAGCUCGUGCCAGGCUUGGUGGCUCAGGGUCUCACGUGCCACUGGGUCUCAUUGUGGGCCCAGCCUGUGCUAGCAGCGAUGGGCAGUACC